Messenger RNA from Mercenaria mercenaria, 11521 nucleotides. RefSeq names its product nuclear receptor ROR-beta-like. Gene Ontology annotation, molecular function: nuclear receptor activity; RNA polymerase II cis-regulatory region sequence-specific DNA binding; zinc ion binding. Lineage: Eukaryota; Metazoa; Mollusca; Bivalvia; Venerida; Veneridae. The coding region runs from base 265 to 2052 and encodes 595 amino acids. The transcript is spliced from 2 exons. The record is from RefSeq and is a predicted model, not a curated record. Gene Ontology annotation, biological process: negative regulation of transcription by RNA polymerase II; hormone-mediated signaling pathway; positive regulation of transcription by RNA polymerase II.
GAUAGUCACAUGCUUUACGUAGACUGGAUUUUGCAAUGUUGAUAAUCUAAAUAGGUUACUAUUUCAUUACAUCUUCGUAUGAAUGGUUUUAACUUUUAAACAUUACAUAAUACACGUUGGCGUGUAUUCGUAAGGAUUAAAAAUACGUUGGAAAGAAAGGACACAUUUCAAUUAUCGGAUAUUGAUCAUAUUUUCUUCCAUAUAUGGAAUAUCGGUAGUAUUGAAUGAAGAAAUUCCGGUUGAUGUAGACCAAACACCGGCACUAUGUCAUCACAGGCAAGUUUUAGAUUGGACGACACAGAAUCACCUGUGUGCCUAACAGAAGUAAAUCAGUUUAACAGUCCAUGGUCAACAGGCAGCUUGGCCUUUGAAGACAACCUGGCCUUUAAAAAUAAGAACACAAACCCUGAGAUAAGUAACACAUAUGAACAAGAUUUAAUAAUCAUGCAGUCAAUGAAUUUCAUUGAAGCAAGUGAAAAGCGAGUUACAGCCAUACCAGAAUUUCAGAACGAAAGUUUGGCAUCCAGCUGUAGCUCAUCGCCGCAGUCCCAAUCAGACAGUCCGUCAACAAAUUUUGAAGGAUUAACAAUACUCGGACCUCACCCAAGUAGUGAUACAUCAGACACUCUUUCACAGAAAUUAUCCGAUGCGGAGGAACCAGCUACUUCUGAUUCAAAUGCUAAUUUUUGGACUGAGGUUACGUCCUCUACAGAUGGCCUUUUGUUUGCUUACAGUGAGGAUUCGCCGCCUAAUAAUGGUACCGUGACCAAAGAUUGGAAACAAAAUGCUUUGAAGUAUCCACCAUGCGCUGUUUGUUCAGGGAAAUCAUCAGGACUCCAUUAUGGAUGCUAUACAUGCGAAGCUUGUAAAAACUUUUUUCGACGUUAUCUGUUACGUAGUGGCGGUUUUAACUGUAAGAAAAAUAACAACUGUCCAAUUGGCAAUAGAAGCAGGGGAAACUGUUCCGGUUGCCGGCUGAAAAAAUGUUUAGAAAUUGGUAUGUCCAAGGAAAAAUCGAAAAUCGGACGUUAUACACAUUCUCAGCGGACGGAGACAAUCAGAGAAGUUAACAAGCUUGAGGGAAAGAUGUAUGUGGAUGAAAGCCCAGUUAAACUAGAGAAAGAUUUAGAAAAAGCGCAGACUGAAAAUAUGACUCAGGAAGUAAAUGAAACUGACAAUUGUGUAUCAGUGCCUAAUUCCUCUUUAAGUAAUGUGGGGGAGGUCUUAACGGAAGGCGAGCGGGAUCUUUUGAAAGAGCUUACUGAAUCAAUAGAUGCGAUAGAACAUUUUGGUGAAAGAGGCAAGACUGCAGAGGGUAGAAAACAAAUUAUUGAAGAACACUAUGAUCGCUACCUUGCUAAAGUAAAACUGUUCGGUCCAUUGAAGGCAAUCCCGAAGGAUGAGUAUUUCACACUAUUAAAGUUACAUAAUAUUGACUUAGAUGGCCGCUGGAACUUGUUUAAACAAGAAGCGAAUAACUGUGCUCAUAUUGUGGAGAGGUAUUGUAAAUUUGCUUAUAAAAUUCCAGGAUUUCAAACUAUAAGCAUUAAAGAUCAGGAAUCGCUGUUAAAAGUAGGUCACUGUGAAUUUUUUGUCAUUCUGAUGCAUGAUGGGUAUGAUCAUGAACGGCAAAUUUUUCUUGAAAUGAAUGGAGUUCCGGCACAUAUCGAGGAGGCCUCUGAUAAGAUUUUUUCACGAUAUUUAAUCGAAAUACAGGCCGACAUAUUUCAACGCUGGCAGAAAGCUUGCCUUUUGAAGGAAGAAAAAACUCUUCUCUGUGCAAUGUCAUUAGUUUGUUCUGAUCGCAUAGACCUUGAAAACCCGACAGAAGUUGAAAAAAUCCAUACAGAUCUGACAAACCUGCUGAUGAAAGUGUUACGAAUUAAUUACGGGAAAGAAGCGCAAAAAAGAUUUGCCAAAUUCAUAGACAUUCUGAUGUUUUGUCGUCAAGCAGCAGAUGCUUAUUUCAAAGAGUACCAAGAAAUGAGUCAGUUUGAUAUGAUUCAGCAGGUUGCUCCGGCAUUCCCUGCACUUUGCCCAGAUAAAUUCUGAGAUUUUCAGGCUGGAUGAAUAUAUGCAUGUAUUGUACCUCAUUAUUUACCGAAGCACUGUCUAUUGAUUUUAGAAUGUUACAUGUGCUUGCCUUCUAGCCAUUUUUGUGUGAAACACAAUCUACGAAGAUGGGUCCACUUAAAACUGAAGAUUGGCAACAGUUAAAAAAAAUUUACAUGGUUUAGAGAUGCGUAAUGUGCACCUGUGAAAAAAGUUCUGUUUAAAUGGUUUAGAGAUACUGAAUUUGUUAGAAAUCUUAAGGGGAAAAGAUUAGGACCAAAAAUCAAGUGUUUUUUAAAUUGCAAUGACGUGUCUUUUUCCUUUUUAGCUCGACUAUUCGAAGAAUAAGUAGAGCUAUCCUACUCACCACGGCGUCGGCGUCACACCUUGGUUAAGUUUUUCGUACCAGUCCACAUUUUGACAAAGUCUUUUGAGAUAAAGCUUGGAAACUUUCAACACUUGUUUACCAUCAUCAUGGCCAGUUAUAGGCAAGAGCACAUAACUCCAUCAAGGAUUUUGGCUGAAUUAUGGCCCCUUUCGACUUAGAAAUCAUGGUUAAGUUUUUCGUACCAGUUCAUAUUUUGACAAAGUCUUUUAAGAUAAAGCUUUGAAACUUUCAACACUUGUUUACCAUCACCAUGGCCAGUUAUAGGCAAGAGUACAUAACUCCAUCAGGGAUUUUGGCUGAAUUAUGGCCCCUUUCGACUUAGAAAUCUUGGUUAAGUUUUUCGUACCAGUUCAUAUUUAGACAAAGUCUUUUGAGAUAAAGCUUUGAAACUUUCAACACUUGUUUACCAUCACCAUGUCCAGUUAUAGGCAAGAGCACAUAACUCCAUCAAGGAUUUUGGCUGAAUUAUGGCCUUUUUGACUUAGAAAUCUGGGUUAAUAUUUCGUACCAGUUCAUAUUUUGACAAAGUCUUUUGAGAUAAAGCUUUGAAACUUUCAACACCUGUUUACCAUCACCAUGUCCAGUUAUAGGCAAGAGUACAUAACUCCAUCAAGGAUUUUGGCUGAAUUAUGGCCCCUUUUGACUUAGAAAUCUUGGUUAAGUUUUUUGUACCAGUUCAUAUUUUUUGUAAAGUGUUUGACAUAUGGCUUUGAAACUUUUAUCACUUGUUUAGUAUAAUAGGUAGUCUCUAUCUGUAGGAAAGAGAACAUAUUAACUCUGUCAUCUAUUUUGGCAGAAUUAUGGCCCUUUUUGGACUUUGAAAUUGGUUCUGUUUUCAUACAAGUCCAUGUUUUGUCAGAACUAUUUGACAUAUGGCUUUUAAACUUUGAACACUUGCUUAUCAUUAUGAUUUACAUCUGUAGGCAAGAGUACAUAACUAUUUUGACUGAAUUAUGGCCCUUUUUGGACUUUGAAAUUGGCUCAUAUAUUGCCAUUUAGUGCAAGACUUAUCGAAAUCAAAGUAAUACAGGAACAUUGUUUGUCUAAUCUAUUUAUUUCUUUUGUUUGAAUAUUCGUGGAAAUAUUUUGACCCCAUUCUUCAAUCAAUUCUUCGAAUAGUCGAGCGCGCUGUCAUCAGACAGCUCUUGUUGGUUCUUGAACUUCAGUAUUGAGUAAAAGAGUUUCUGUGGGUUCAUUUUUUGUGCAUCAGGACGUUUUAGUUAACUGCUAGGCAGACUUUCUGUAGACUUUUAUCACAUGUUGUUCUAGAUAAGACAAUAGGAAGUGAAUUUUAAGAUUCCCCCUAUGGAUAUUUUCACAUGUCAUAAUAGUGUACUCUAGUACUCUGUAUUGGACAGAGGGAAGGGUCUAAUCAAGUGCCUGCAGCUUUUAAUUGGCCUUAUCAACAUGAUUAUUUUGUUCAUACUAGGUGCAAGUUAUUCAAUUUUUCACAGGCAGCAAUUUUGGCAUAUUGUAUAUUUUUGUUAUAGUAAAAAAAAAAAUUUAUGCGGUUUGGCCCCAUUGCAGGGUAGUAAGAUUGAUGACAUUAACCUUUAGCCUCCUAAAUUUCUAAAAUGGACUGGUCCAUCAUUCAGUUUGGGCAAUACCAUUUAUUGUUUGAAGGGGUGUUCACUGAAAAUUUACUGAUUAAAUAGCAAACAGUGCAGGCUAUGAUCAGCCUGCAUGUCUGUUCAGGCUGAUCAUAGUCUGCACUGGUCGCAGAGGCAGAAUCAUUUGCCAACAGCAGGCUAAAGGUAAAACCACACCCCGCAGCAGGUUUAAAACACUACAAGAGGCUUAAGGAAGGAGGUUGGUUCUGCCAAGGUACCUGCCUGUACCUGAAAUAAAGCCCAGGGGAGCACUGGGGGUCUUUCUGCACUGUCAAAGCUGAGAAGUCAAAAUAUGCCCUAUGAAUUAUGACAAUCAUUUUUAUAUGUUUAAUGCAUGAGGUGAACUGUUUAUCUUACUUUGGCAAAUGAGUUUGUGCACAACUUGCUGCUCUAAGCAGAUUGCAUAUGCUCAAAUUUGUCAAUUUUUUAAGUAAGAAGUUUUGCCUUAACAUUGAGACUUAAUAUUUUUCAGUGAUCUUUCACAUUUAUAUUAAUACAUUUAACAUGUUCUUUUUACCUUUGCUAUUCCAAGAAUAGGCAGGAGUUGAGAUUUUGUACAAAAGCAGGUAUCUCGGUAAUUAGUGACAAUACUUUUGAAUAGUCAAGCAUUGCUGUAAUCCAAUAGUUCUUGUUUUUUAGUUCCAGUUCAUAGAUAUUGUACACAACUUUAUAAAGUACUGACAUCAUAUCCUUGGAUUACCUAUGGUUUUUUAAAAAACAAUCAAAAACGAUAAUUAUGCAUUGUACAAAAGGUUAUAUGAUACUAUUUUGUCACGAAAUAAAAGUUUAGAUGAAUUUCAAAAUGUAGUGGGUAAAUAGUAAAUGCUUGAAGCAUUUAAGAGGUUCAUAGCCAUUGUUGAAUCAAAGCUGAAAAUUGAAUAGCUUUUAAAAAUGGGAGUAUGCAACAUUCUGCAAACAUUUCUUAUCAGAAAGAACUAGAUGAAACUUUAACAGUGAUGAAAAAAGUAUCAAAAUUAGACUACAAGCAAAACGUUUAUAAUCAUUUGAAUACCACAUAUGUAGUUAACAGCAGCCAUUUUGGGCACAGUGACAUCAUCAUUCUUUCCUUAUAUGGGCAUUAUCAUAUAUUGUAAAUCUGUGAAUAGCAACUAAGAGAAUCAUAUUUUAAGGACAAUAAUAUAAUAGGAACUUUAGUGUGUGUGUGUGUGUGUAAAAGUGUAUACCUUAAAUUUAAUUUCCAUGUUUAAUUGCAUUUUUAGCUCGACUAUACGGAGUAUAAGGAGAGCUAUCCUACUCGCCCCAGUGUUGGCGUCAGCGUCUUUCCGCGUCCCCACCUUGGUUAAAGUUUUGGUGCACUUUCUCUUUUUUCAACUUAUCUCUGUAAUUACUUGAUGGAUUUGAUUCAAACUUGAAAUACUUAUUCCUCAUCAUCAUCCACAUCAUCUGACAAAAGGGCCAUAACUCUGGCACCAAUAUUUCAUGAAUUAUCUCCCCUUUUCACUUAGAUUUUCAGGUUAAAGUUUUGAUGCACUUUCACUCUAUCUCAGUUAUUACUGAAUGCAUUUGAUUCAAACUUAAAAUAGUUGUUCAGCAUCAUCACCCACAUCAUAUGACACAAGGUGCAUAACUCUGGCACCAUUUUUUCAUGAAUUAUUCCCCCUUUUUACUUAGAAUUUCAGGUUAAAGUUUUGGUGCACUUUCACUCUACCUCUGUUAUUACUGAAUGGUUUUGAUUCAAACUUGAAAUAGUUGAUAUUACAUAUCCAUGAUUUGAUUGGCUGAGUGCUGUCUUUGCAAGCCAGCAAAAAACGGUAAUGACUUAAUUGAAAACUUUGUAUUUAAAUCAAAAUUAAUUAAAAUUGAUAGGUUUCCAGGUAUUUUGAUAUACCGGUAACAAUUUUAGAUAAUUACAUAUAUGCAGAGGUCAAUAUGUUGUUGAUGAGUCUGGAAGUAAUUUUGACCUAAACAGCAUCAUCACCCACAUCAUAUGACACAAGGUGCAUAACUCUGGCACAAUUUUUUUUAUGAAUUAUUCCCCUUUUUACUUAGAAUUUCAGGUUAAAGUUUUGAUGCACUUUCACUCUAUCUCUGUUAUUACUGAAUGGAUCUGAUUCAAACUUAAACAAUUGUUCAACAUCAUUACCCUUAUCAUAUGACACAAGGUGCAUAACUCUGGGACCAAUUUUUCAUGAAUUAUUUCCCCUUUUUACUUAGAAUUUUAGGUUAAAGUUUUGAUGCACUUUUACUCUGUCUCUGUUAUUACUGAAUGGAUUUGAUUCAAACUUAAAAUAGUUGUUCAACAUCAUCACCCACACCAUAUGACGCAAGGUGCAUAACUCUGGCACCAAUUUUUCAUCAAUUAUUCCCCUUUUUACUUAGAAUUUUAGGUUAAAGUUUUGAUGCACUUUCACUCUGUCUCUGUUAUUACUGAAUGGAUUUGAUUCAAUCUUAAAAUAGUUGUUCAACAUCAUCACCCACACUAUGUGACACAAGCUGCAUAACUCUGGCACCAAUAUUUAAUGAAUUAUGCCCCUUUUUGCUUAGGAUAUACUUAUAUAGUGUUUUGAUACAUUUUAUCUUUACCUCUCUUAUUACUUUAAGUUGAUAUUUUUGACAUAGACUCAGGCUAUUGUGCAAUAUCUUCAUCCACAAUUGGAGUCAUUAAACACUCCAGUGACAGUUCUAGUUUCCUCAGAUGUGCCCAGUUUCACUAUCCAGCAUCGAAAUAGUCGAGCGCGCUGUCUCCUGUGACAGCUCUUGUACAUAUUUUUUGCCAUGAAUACCAUAUUUGGUAAUGGCCAUAUUAGGAAAGGAUGAUGAUGUCACUGUGCCCAGUAUCGCUGUCGUUUCAUUAAAUUGAUAACAUUUAAAUUGCCAUAUCUGUUAUUAGUCCGAUUUUCACACAUUUUUCGCCAGUUAAUAUUUUUCAUUAAACUCUAAAUAUAAACGUUGUCUGACAGAUGUUGAAUAUUCCACUUUGAGACGAUUUACAAUCUUAACUAUAAAAGUCGUGUUUCUUUUUUCUUCAAGAGAAAAUUGUCAGUGAUAUCUUUUUAUGUCAUUGAUACAUGUACAUAUCAUAUAUAUCAAUGUUAAGUUUAAUAGAAUGUUUACUAAUCCCGGUGGAGUCAAGUGCAUUUCUUAACUAUUGUUAAAUACUGUAAUCUGAUUUGGGAGUAAGGGCCUUAGGAAAUUAAAGAAGUCAAAAAUAUUUAGAUGGUCUGAUUAAUAUUAGUGCCUCUUUGCUUAAACUCAAACUGUCAAAUACUUUAACAUAUACUGUUGAAUUCUUCAGCCAGCUGGCUUACGGGAGGUUGGAGUUCUACACAGGUACCCGCUCGUGUUGAAAUAAUGCACGGAGGGGCACCUGAGGUCUUCCUUCACCAUCAAUGCUGGAAAGUCACCAUAUGACCUAUAAUUGUGUUGGUGCGACGUUAAACCAAUCAAAAGCAAAAAAAAAAACACAAAUAAACAUAUUACUAAAAAUCAUUUAAUUUCAUUUCCAUGAAACUUUGUGGUUUUGACCAAAAUGGCUACUUUAUGGGGAUUGUAAAUUUAUGGAUUUAAUUUUUUAUGCCCCCAAAGGGAGGCAUAUUAGUUUUCAACUGUCCGUCCGUUAGUUUGUUCGUUCGUCACAACGUUAACUUUUUGCAUGAAGGCACUUUACUCACGAACCACUGCACCCAGGACCUUCAAACUUCCCGUGCUAAUAGUACUAGUACACGACCCCUAUUGACUUUGGGGUCACCAGGUCAAAGGUCAAGGCGCUGCGGGGGCAUUUGUCACCAUUAGUGACAGCUCUUGUUUAAAGAUAAAAUAAACAGAAACUUCUUUUAUUCUUUGGGAUUGAAUUUAGUGGAUUGCAACAAUCCUGAAAUCAACUGAAAUUAGCCCCAUCAUGAACUAUAAUUAUUUCACAGUAUUUGGAGCUUUCCUUGCAUUUUCAUUUCCUUUUUCUUUUUGCAUGAAUUAGAAAGACUUUUACAUAAUUUUUUAAUAUAAGAGGAAGAAACAAAAAUCACUUGAAAUGAUUACUGUAAAACUAUCAAUAUUCUUGGGGGAUUUCAUUGUUGUACUGAUUCAUGAAAUUAAGUUCCAGUGAACAUAUAAAAGGUCGAUUCGUAGUAUCUGAAAAACCUUUAAUUGGUUUAUUUAUACCCCAGUAAAAUUGAUGUUUUGUUUAAAAACACAAAAUUUCAUGCUCUUAAAAAUAAACGAUUUCACAGUUUCAUAAAGUAAAGCGAUCGUUAGUGUGCACAAAAUUAGCAAUAUUUGUAAAUUUUCUUAAUAUGUAUUAUAAAUUAUAUAACUUCAGUGUGAAAUAAUGCAGUGGUAUGAAGGUACAAAUGUUUGAAAAUCUGGUACCUUAUAUUUGAAGCAGAUGUCAGUAAAGGAUAAAUCUCCUUUACCAGGGACACAGCUAAAACUCAGAAUGUUUGCACACCCAUCAUGAAAGGGGCUUUAGGGGCUUGCUCCCUGAUCAAAAUAUACAUUAGAAUUACAAAAAAUUAGUAGCACGCCCAGUCCUUCAGUGCAUACUUGGAGCUUCGCUAAUAUAGACUUCUUUAAAGAUGGGCAGGCAAAUUAUUCCAUUUGACUUUUUUAUGUAAACAUGUUUAAUGUCGGAAAAAAAUCAAUUUAAAAUUGUACAUCACUAUAGGUUAGGUUUUUAGUGAAAAUAUGAGGGAUUUUGUCUGUCCUUAUUACGCUGAGAGGGUAUUUGUUUUGGGGUUUGUUAGAAAACUCUGAUACCCCAUAGAAACAUGUGACUUUAUAUAUUAAUGACAGUCUUUUUAUUGUCAGUAAUAAUUAGGUAUCAACACUCAGGAUUUUUCAUUGUAGAUAAUUGGAACCUGUCACGAAAUCUUAACAGCAAAUAAGAAAUAUUCACACAUACAGAAAAAAACCUUCCGCAACUCUAGAAGUUUUCUCAUCAUAGGCUUUCAUCUGUGAUUUGAGAGGAAGCUGUUGUAUUUGAGUACACAGUCAUUUUAUGCUAGUAACAGAGAUCGUAUAACCAGUCAAUUUCUCAUGUGUACAGUUACUAUGGUAACAUACUGCCUGUUUUGUGAAUAUAAAAUUUUUUUCCAACAGUGAGAAAGAUUGUAGAUGUUGGUAUGAGUAUGAGCCUGUGUGGCUGGGCAGAUAAGGUUGUUCCUUUUGCCAUGAGGUUUGAGUCUUGCCAGAAGUCAUUAUCAUAAUGAUGAACUCAUCCAGGUAGACAAAGUUGCUUAAAACUUUGCCCUCUGGUUAGAUUUUCUGCUGGCCUUAAUUUUGAAAUCAUUUCCUUUGAAUAUAUUACAGUACUGAUUUUGGUAUAUGAGCAAAAUGCUUGAAUUAGCCAAGGUUUUAAGCAACACAAAUAGGGGCCAGUUAAGCUCACAUAGGAAAAUAAGGUCGCAUCUUUUUACAUAGGAAGAAAUUGUGAUGCUCAGUAAUAACAGGGGCCUCUGUGGCCGAGUGGUUAAGGUUGCUGACUUCAAAUCCCUUGCCCCUCAUCGAUGUGGGUUCGAGCCUCACUCGGGGCAUUGAAUUCUCCAUGUGAGGAAGCCAUCCAGCUGGCUUACGGAAGGCCAGUGGUUCUUAACCCAGGUGCCCGCUCAAGUGCACGGAGGGGCAACUGCGGUCUUCCUCCAACAUCAAAGCUGGAAAGUUGCCAUAUGACCUAUAAUUGUGUUGGUGCGACAUUAAACCCAAUAAAACAAAUAAAAAUAACACAGGGGCCUCUGUGGCGGAGUGGUUUAUGUCGCUGUCUUUGAACAUUUUAAAAUGACGCCGUCUAGAUUAACAUUGUUGCCACAUCCCAAGUUACUUUUGACAUGACAGAAAAGCAGUGCUGUGAUAAUCUAUACAUGUAAAAAAAGAUUUGUCAAAUACAUAAAAUGUAUAGGAUUUCACAAUGUACACUUCCCAUGACAGUAUAUAUUGACAUUUAGUAGAAAUUUUUUUUUUAAAUCUUCGAUCCAUUGACUACUUUAAGGCACUUGAAGAAAAGCAUAGAACACAGUGGAGUCUAUUUGUAAAUAAAAUUCACUGAAACUUUUCUAAGUUGAUAAUGAGAACCAUUCUUAAUUUUCCUUGUUCAUCCAUAUCAAUAUUAUUGUGUAGCAGAUUUUCUACAUUUGAAAAUAGCCUAGCCUACGCCAUAACUUUAAACUUGUCUGACACUUGAUCAGCAAGAUCCGUCCAUUUGCCAACAUCUGUAACAAAAUAGUUAAAUAAGACAUUAAUACAAAACAACAGAAGCAGUAGUUUCUAUAAUUAUACUAGUCAUGUUCCGUGUGAACAUGAUUGUAAUUACGUCAUAGACUGCAAUUCGAUCCUUGAUAGGAAACCAUGACAAUGUAAUUAAAAUUAAAAUUUGAAUGACGAAGUGCAAACAUUCGUGUUUGUUAAAAUUUUAACUUUUAUAUAAGCGGGAAAAAAUGUUUUUCGAGAUUUAAAAUAGUUGUUAUUGAAUGCAGCCAGUUUUUCUUUUCUUUUUUGAAUGACUGCAUAGACAGAAAAACUUGUGCAUGCAAGUCUAUACAUGAUUAGAUGUACCAUAAUAUAGCACAUGCGGUGACAAAACAAAAAAAUAAACAGCACAAGACUGAUCUUUGUUGCACCAUACCAAUCCUCAGUAGAUUUAAUGUUUAAAACCUGUAUACGUAAUUCAGUCAUUUUUACAUCAGUACGAGAGAGAAACAGGUUUUUAGAAUUAAAAGAUAAAAAUUCAAUGUAAUGGUUGUUUGUAACAAACAUCAAUACCUUAGUCUACUGUAGGUUCAGCAGAAUGUGGAUCCUUCUUGUCCAGAGUGUUAAUAUCCAAUCUGCUGUGAACUUUAUCAGGGGCCUCUGUGGCUGAGUAGUUAAGGUCGCUGACUUGAAAUCACUUGCCCCGCAUUGAUGUGGGUUCGAGCCUCACUCGGGGCAUUAAAUUCUUCAUGUGAAGAAGUCAUCCAGCUGGCUUAUGGAAGAUUGGUGGUUCUUUACCCAGGUGCCAGCUUGUAACCCAGGUGCCAGCUCGUGAUGAAAUAAUGCAGGGAGGGGCACCUGGGGUCUUCCUCCACCAGAAAAGCUGGAAAGUUGCCAUACUACCUAUAACUGUGUCGGUGCAACAUUAAAGCCAACAAAAACAAAUUGAGCUUUAAUAUCACCUCAAAUCAAAGUUUCUGCCAUGGUGUCUGCCAGUGUGCCCAACCCUUAUGAAUGAUUAGUGUCUAUCUGUUUGGGUUUUGAGAAUAUUUUAUAAUUGCUUAUCAUUAAGGAGUACAAUGGGCUCAUUUCUCAUUAUCAAAUGAAUUUGCACUAGUGAGAUAUGAGGCUGAGUUGUGACUGCUGGAAAAGCUUUUUCCCAGCUAAACUGAAUAUAGAUUAUAAGAAAUUUUACCUACCAUUAUGUGUGAAUAUUUCUUGACUUGGUGUUAACUUUUUGACAAUAUAUAUGUGUAAGAUGAUUGUAAACAGUUUAUUUCUAACAUAUUUAUUUUGCUAUUGUUGUUUCUGUUAAUAAAUUUAAUUACAUUUA